UGCACAGGGGACUCUUGCACAUCAUUGGUCUGAGAAGGUCUCCAUGCCCUUAAAGAGAAGGUGGAUUUUCUGCUGAGCCACCCGAGAAGCCCUUUUAUACCUCCUUACUCAGCCAGCUGCCUGCGGCUCGCCAGUCCACCCUGUCCGGCCAGCAGCACUCUGGUUCUCUCCUCCAGACUUGGGCUCACAACCAUCUAAAGCAAGAUGUCUGAUGAAGAGAAAAAAAGGAGGGCAGCCACUGCCCGUCGGCAGCACUUGAAGAGUGCUAUGCUCCAGCUCGCUGCCACUGAAAUAGAAAGAGAAGCAGCUGCUAAAGAAGUGGAAAAGCAAAACUACCUGGCAGAGCAUUGCCCUCCUCUGUCGCUCCCAGGAUCCAUGCAGGAACUUCAGGAGCUGUGCAAAAAGCUUCAUGCCAAGAUAGAGUCAGUGGAUGAGGAGAGGUAUGACACAGAGGUGAAGCUACAGAAGACUAACAAGGAGCUGGAAGACUUGAGCCAGAAGCUCUUUGACCUGCGGGGCAAGUUCAAGAGGCCACCCCUGCGCAGGGUGCGCAUGUCCGCUGAUGCAAUGCUGCGGGCCCUGCUGGGGUCCAAGCACAAGGUCUGCAUGGACCUCCGUGCCAACCUGAAGCAAGUCAAGAAGGAGGACACUGAGAAGGAGAAGGACCUCCGUGAUGUUGGUGACUGGAGGAAGAACAUCGAGGAGAAGUCCGGCAUGGAGGGCAGGAAGAAGAUGUUUGAGGCUGGCGAGUCCUAAGCACCUGCCACUCCACACCCGUCCUCCGCUCCCUCCUGUCCCCGCCAUCCCCCCGGGCUCAAGGGCACUGAAUGGGUGCCAUUCUCUCUGGUUUUGCCAAGAGCUGCAUCCUGGCAGCAGCAGUGUAAAUAAAGCUUUGGCAGGAGAGGCGGGUGUCGCCUGCCUGGGG
Molecule: messenger RNA, 925 nt
Organism: Nipponia nippon (crested ibis)
Lineage: Eukaryota; Metazoa; Chordata; Aves; Pelecaniformes; Threskiornithidae
Source: RefSeq, a predicted model, not a curated record